CAUGGUCUGGGGAGACCAGAUAUAGUGAAUGCAGGGUCCUGGGAGACCAUAUAUAGUGAAUGCGGGGUCCGGGGAGAGCGGAUAUAGUGAAUGUGGGGUCUGGGGAGACCAGAUAUAGUGAAUGCACGGGUCCGGGGAGACCAGAUAUAGUGAAUGCAGGGUCCUGGGAGACCAGAUAUAGUGAAUGCGGGGUCCGGGGAGACCAGAUAUAGUGAAUGCAGGGUCCGGGGAGACCAGAUAUAGUGAAUGCAGGGUCCGGGGAGACCAGAUAUAGUGAAUGCAGGGUCUGGGGAGACCGGAUAU
Molecule: messenger RNA, 303 nt
Organism: Staurois parvus
Lineage: Eukaryota; Metazoa; Chordata; Amphibia; Anura; Ranidae
Source: the annotation of a GenBank genome assembly